This is a messenger RNA of Lampris incognitus (smalleye Pacific opah), 678 nucleotides long. RefSeq names its product serotonin N-acetyltransferase-like. The transcript has 3 exons. The record is from RefSeq and is a predicted model, not a curated record. Gene Ontology annotation, biological process: circadian rhythm; response to light stimulus. Bases 1 to 678 code for a protein of 225 amino acids. NCBI's taxonomy places the organism in Eukaryota, Metazoa, Chordata, Actinopteri, Lampriformes, Lampridae. Gene Ontology annotation, cellular component: cytoplasm. Gene Ontology annotation, molecular function: aralkylamine N-acetyltransferase activity.
AUGCCUGUGGCGGGCGCCCUGCCCUUCAUCAAGCCAAUGCAGAGCGCGUCUUCCGUGUCGCCCGGCCCGCAGAGGAGACACACGCUGCCGGCCAGCGAGGUGCGACCCCUCAACACGCACGACGCCGUCAGCGUCUUCGAGAUCGAGAGGGAGGCCUUUAUCUCGGUGUCAGGAGAGUGUCCACUCCAUCUGGAUGAGGUGCGUCAUUUCCUCACCUUGUGUCCGGAGUUCUCCAUGGGCUGGUUUGAGGAGGGCCGACUUGUGGCUUUUAUCAUUGGUUCUCUGUGGGACCAGGACCGGCUCACCACAGAUGCACUGACUCUUCACAAGCCCCGUGGCUCCACGGUCCACAUCCACGUCUUGGCUGUCCACCGCACUUUCAGACAGCAGGGGAAAGGCCCCAUCCUGAUGUGGCGUUACCUGCAGUACCUGCGCUGCCUGCCGAACGUGCGGCGGGCCGUCCUCAUGUGCGAGGACUCCCUCGUCCCCUUCUACCGCAAGUCGGGCUUCAAGGUCCUGGGACGCUGCGCCAUCACUGUGGCCAGCCUGACCUUCACCGAGAUGUGGUACCCCAUCAGCGGCCACGCUUACAUGCGCCGCAACAGUGAGGCGAUACGCUUCCCUCAGCAUCCGCUCACUUUGGAGACACCUAAGACUGACGAACAUGUUGACACGUGA